GCUAGAAGUAACAUUAACUGUAAUUACAGCUCUUCGAGAUAUAAUUCUGCACGAUAUAAAUUUUUAUUUCCAAAGUAGCGUGUUAUCGAUGAAAGAACCUCUGAUAGAGGCACAUUGCUCCACGUAGAGUUAGUUCCCAGAAAAACAAAGAAACGUCAAAUGUAGAUGUGAGAACUGGUUUUUCGAAUAUAUUGUCUUUUGGUUUUCUUGAGUUCCUAUCGUUUGAAAGUGAUAUAAAUGAAUAAUUAAUAUUAUUAGUUCAGUUUAAAUAACAGUAAUUACACCUCGAAAUGGAUGAGAGUUUUCCUCUUAAGGAAGAAAAUCCCAGAGAAAAAGCUUCAUUCAUUUCUAAACUCUGUUUUCUUUGGACGACAAACUGUAUCUUGAAAUGUAAUAAAAAUGAUAUUAAAUUAGAAGAGAUAUACAAAUGUUCGGAAUCGUAUCUUUCGAAUCAAAUCGGAAAUUAUCUGGAAGAAAAAUGGAGAGAGGAAUUCAGGACUCGCAGGAAGAAAGAACUUAGACCCAGUUUACUGAAAAUAAUCAUUAAAACAUUUUAUCCAGAAUAUAUUCCAUUGGCUGCAACAGCUUUCCUGAACUAUGUAGUCAUCAAAGGCUUGCAGCCCUUCAUAUUGUCGAACCUGAUCCGCUUAUUUAUAAACAAGAAUUAUACAGCAGUUGAAAUGCUCACAUAUGCUGGAAGUUUAUGUCUUCUAAUGCUGAUUUCUUCAUUUCUUCUCCACUAUACAGUAUGUGGAAGUAAUUUGCUUGGCAUGAAGAUCAGAAUAGCAGUUUCUACUUUGGUGUACAGAAAAGUGCUGAGAUUGAAUCAAUACUCUUUAUCAAAGUCAUCUUCUGGUCAGGUGAUCAAUUUACUCUCAAAUGAUGUUGCAAGGUUUGAGAUUGCCAUUAAAGCAAUGCACUUCCUCUGGAUAACUCCAAUACAGCUCACAGUAAUUAUAUUUGUCAUUUGGAGUCUUUUUGGUUUGGGGGCGCUUGUUGGUAUUGCCACCCUGAUUGUUUUAAUGAUUCCACUUCAAGGUAUUCUUGGCCACCUGACAGGUGUUUAUAGAGUUAAAGCUGCCGAAAAAACCGAUUCAAGAGUAAAACUAACCAGUGAAAUAUUGUCUGGAAUGGCUGUUAUCAAAAUGUACACAUGGGAAAAACCAUUCGAGCAAAUUGUAGGAAAAAUACGUGAAGUAGAACUAAAAUACAUUCGUGCAAGUUCCUACAUCAAAGGAAUUUUGGCAUGCAUCAUGUUUGUAACGGAAAAACUUGGCCUUUGCGUCACAGUCGUCUGUUAUUCUCUGCUUGGUUUUCCUGUGUCUACAGAUGUAGUAUUUUCAGUAUCGGUUUGUUUUCGUAUUUUGCAAUUUUCCCUUGGAACAAUGCUUCCAUCUGCAGUUAUUAUUGGUUCUGAAGUACUAGUAUCAGUGAGACGUCUGGAGGACUUUUUGAUGCUGGAAGAGAUACAAUCAGUAGCUCAAAUUGCUCCAGCAGUAGCUGAGGUUGGUAUGGUCCAGCUGAAACUUGUGAGCGCACAUUGGAAGGAGAAGAUAACAGCUCUAGAUAAUGUUUCCAUGUCCAUUUCCCCAGGUGAGGUUAAUAUAAUUCAACAGUCUCAAAAAUAAGUUUGAAUUUUAGUCUGUCACAAAAUUUGUUAUAAAUUAUCAAAGUACACACUCGAAUCCAUAAGAAUUCAUGCAUAUACAGGUUCAUGAGGUUUGUUCAAACUUAAAUAAAUUAUAACCUAAAUGAUUCGAUUAUUCACUCUUGUAGGAAAUGUUUGUGCUGUUGUUGGUCCAGUUGGCUCUGGAAAGUCUACUCUGCUUAAGCUUUUGCUCGGAGAAAUUCAAAUAUCUAGUGGAACUUUCACAGUAGGCGGAACAACCUCAUUCUCAUCACAAAAACCUUGGUUAUUCUCUUCUACAAUUCGAAAAAAUAUAAUUUUCGGUCAGGAUUUCAACGAAAACCGGUAUAAGAGAGUUCUCGAGGUAUGCGGCCUCACUCAAGAAGUUGAACAGUUUCAAGAUGGUGACCAAACAAUCGUUGGCAAUAGAGGAGUUUCUUUGAGCGGAGGACAAAGAGCGAGAAUAAAUUUGGCCAGAGCUGUUUAUAAGGAAGCUGAUAUAUAUCUUUUAGACGACGUGUUGUCUGCUCUUGAUCCAAAAAUUGGAAAAUACGUUUUCCAAGAAUGCAUACUGAAAUUUCUGAGUGGAAAAACUAGAGUCCUAGUGACACACCAAUUGCAUUAUUUGAAAGAAGUUGGGCACAUAGUUAUUUUGAAGAAGGGUUCAAUUGAAAAUCAAGGACAAUUCACUGAGCUUUUCGAGAAAAAGUUGGAACCGUACCUGUUAGAAGCAAACAUCGAAGAAAACAACGACCGAAAAAAAUCUUUCAACGAGAAAAAUGGGCAAUUGGUUAUGCAGAAAAGUACUAGUGAGGAAAAGAACUCAUCCAUGACAGAUAUUGAUGAUGUGAACAACCUUAAAGGCUCGGUAAUCUUGAAAUAUAUAAAUUUAUCUGGUGGUUCCUCCAAUAUAAUACUACUUUUCAUACUUUUAUUGAUUUCUCAACUAUCACUGAAUUUAUCCGAUUAUUGGAUAACGCUCUGGUCGGAGGAAGAGUAUAUUCGACAUUUAUAUAAGCCGACAUCCAACUCAAACUCUUCUUACUCAAAUAAGGCUGUAGGAAUGAAAACCAAAAAAAUAUUUUUUCUACCAGUUAACAAUUCCAUUUUUAGUCACUGGACGGAAACAGUUUUCGUAGACUUAAAGCAAUAUACCAUGAUAAAACCAUCAGUGAUGAGAACUAUCUACAUAAUGAUUAUCUUAUUGGCAAUAUUUCUCAUGCUGUGCAGAUCGUCAUUAUUCUUUUAUCUAUGUACUAGAGCAUCACAAAAGUUACAUAAUAAGAUGUUCUCGAGUAUCCUAGAGACUUCGAUGGCAUUCUUUUAUACAACUCCACCUGGCAAUACGUUGAAUAGGCUAUCCAAGGACAUGGGAGCUGCAGAUGAGCAGUUUCCAAAGACUCUUCUCAAUUUUUUGGGGUCACUGCCGGUUAUUUUUGGUUCUAUGUUACUUAUUGUAAUCUCCAAUAGUCUUAUGAUAAUCUUAGUCAUACCGCUGGUACUGAUAUUAAUUAAGAUAAGAAAAUGGUUCCUUAAAACAGUCAGAAUUUUGCGAAGAUACGAAACAGCUGUUAAAUCUCCUGUUUUUUCCUACGUGGCCUCCUCAAUGGAAGGAGUUACUACAAUAAGGUCUAAUAAAUGUGAAGAACUUCUUAUACCACAGUUUGAUCGACAUCAGGACUUGCAUAGUGCCACAUCCUUUAUGGCUAUUUCUUGUACUUCAUCAUUUGGCCUCUGGAUAGAUCUACUUUGUGUAUCAUUUGUAUGCUUUGUUGUAUUGUUUUUCAUCAUUUUAGAUAGAUAUAUCUACAUAAGUGGAAGCUUCAUAGGCCUUGCAAUCUUCCACUCAAUGACCAUGGUUGGAUUAUUUCAGUCCUGCAUAAGAACUAUGUCAGAAACUGUGAACUAUCUAACCAAUAUUGAUAGGAUAUUCGAUUACACACAACUAAAGAAAGAAGAAGCACUACAGCCAAACGACGGCAUUGUUCCUCGUUUAUGGCCUUGUCGCGGAGAUAUUGAAUUCAAAAAUUUAAGUUUGAAAUACAUUGGUGAUGAUAGAUCGAUUUUGCAGAAUAUAAACAUAACAAUAUACGAUUCAGAGAAGAUUGGCAUUGUUGGCAGAACUGGAGCUGGAAAAUCCUCUUUAAUCGCAGCUUUAUUUCGAUUAUCCCCUUUAGAAGGAGAUAUAUUUAUAGAUGAAGUCAAUAUACAGGAUAUAGAACUCAAGAAGUUGAGAAAAGAGAUAGCUAUAAUCCCACAAGAUCCUGUUUUGUUUUCAGCUUCAGUGAGAUUCAAUCUCGAUCCAGAAUACCUUUAUCCAGAUGAAAGGAUUUGGAAGAUUCUUGCUGAAGUAGAGCUCGAUAAAAUAAUACCAUCUUUAGAUUUUCAAUUGACAGGGGGAGGUGAUAACAUGAGCCUUGGGCAAAGACAGUUACUUUGUUUAGCUAGGGCUAUACUUAGGGAGAACAAAAUUUUAAUAUUGGAUGAAGCUACAGCGAAUAUCGAUAUUAAGACUGACGAACUCAUCCAGAAAACGAUAAAAAGAAAAUUUCACAACGCUACUGUACUAACAGUGGCGCACAGAUUGAACUCUGUCAUGACUUCUGAUAGGGUCUUGGUCCUGGAUGGGGGUAAAGUUGUAGAAUUUGAUCAUCCAUCCGUCCUACUGCAGAAGAAGAAUGGCUACUUCAGAAGGCUAGCCGAAGAGGCUGGUCCUGACGUUGCAGAUUCAAAUGAAAAAUUUAGUUCUAAAGAUUUGAUGAAGCGAAGAAGCUGAAGUUAGAAAAUGAGAUAUUUUCUUUAGACUUUAAUGAUUAAUACAUGGAUAUAAAUUUGAAAAUAUAUAUUUCUUCGUUUUUA
This is a messenger RNA of Harmonia axyridis, 4486 nucleotides long. RefSeq names its product ATP-binding cassette sub-family C member 4-like. Gene Ontology annotation, cellular component: membrane. The transcript has 16 exons. Gene Ontology annotation, molecular function: ABC-type transporter activity; ATP binding; ATP hydrolysis activity. Gene Ontology annotation, biological process: transmembrane transport. The record is from RefSeq and is a predicted model, not a curated record. NCBI's taxonomy places the organism in Eukaryota, Metazoa, Arthropoda, Insecta, Coleoptera, Coccinellidae. The coding region runs from base 1752 to 4403 and encodes 883 amino acids.